Ascoidea rubescens DSM 1968 is the source of this 692-nucleotide messenger RNA. RefSeq lists its product as uncharacterized. The transcript has a single exon. Lineage: Eukaryota; Fungi; Ascomycota; Saccharomycetes; Ascoideales; Ascoideaceae. The annotation marks the transcript as partial. The record is from RefSeq and is a predicted model, not a curated record.
UUAUCAUCUUAAAAAUGAAAAAAUUAAAGAUUUUAAUUUUUCAAAAAAAAUACUAAACUCAAUUCCAAUCUUAAUCGAUUCAAUAAAGGAAAAUUCUUUUGAUUUAAUUAAAAAACUAUUAAUCCUAAUAGAAAAAAAUCUAUCAAACUUAGGUGAAAACUUAUUCAACUAUAUAAUACUUUUGAUCAAAAAUUGGAAUCAAAUUGUAUCAAAAAAUAAAAACUUAAGAAACUAUUAUUUAAACUCUUCAAUCGAAUUAACCUUGAGACUAUCAAAUUUUGACGGUACAAAUGAUGAUAACUCUGAUAGUAAUAUAAUGAAUUUUAACCCCUUACAAUACGAUCAAAUAAGUAAAGAAUCCAUUGAUUUGAACCCGAUAUAUGAUGCUAUAUUAAUCUAUCAAACAAUUGAUGAUUUAGAAUCGUUAAAAACAGAAUUUAAUAAAGAAUGGAACAAAAAAAAGGAAAGAUUAGUUUAUCCUGCUUUCAACAAUAAAAUCAAUAACGAUAAUAAUGACCAACAAUCUUUCUUCAAGGAUAACCAAACCCUAAAGGUUUUCUUAUAUAAACUAUCUGCUUUUUUUAUUAUUGAUAAAAUUAUAAAUGAAAGUACUCAUUAUCAAUUGAAAUCUUUAGAUCAAAUCAAUAACUCCUGGGAUUCAAUUAUAGAUAAAUUAUUACCAAUAUUAAUCA